CCGCGAACGGAGGCAGCAGCAGCAUGGGCCUGAGCGCGCCAGCGCAGAUGUCCGCCUUGAUGCAAAAGGCGAGCAUGGGUCGAACGUACCGCGAUGCGAAGAAGGUGCAGCGCAUCUCGCUCGGGUGCCUCACGGUCAAGCACCCUUUCCGAAGAGUGUGCAUCAAGAUCUUCCAGUCGCCGUGGUUUGACCGGAUCGUGAUCCUCGUCGUGUGCUUCAACACUGCGAUCCUGGGCCUCGUCGACUACGAGAAAGCGUGGGCCGAGGGCCCCAACCCGAACGUGGGCUACAACCGCUUUAUCGAGCUCUUCAACUCGAUUAGCCUCUACUUCUUCGCAGCUGAAAUGGCCAUCAAGAUUGUGGCCAUGGGCUUUGUCGUUGGCGAAGGCGCGUACUUGAGCAACAACUGGAACCGCCUCGACUUUGUCAUUGUGCUCUCCGGCAUGCUCAAUUGGCUCAACAUCCGCGUUGGCUUUAUCCGCGUCCUGCGCGUCCUUCGGCCGCUGCGGACGCUGCACUCGUUUCCCGGUCUCAAGAUCCUCACCAACUCGCUCCUCGCCAGUCUACCAGCACUCGGAAACGUGGCCAUCUUGCUCUCGUUCAGCUACAUUGUGUUUGCGAUUCUCGGUAUGGAAAUUUGGCGCGGCGGGUUCCACCCGCGCUGCCGCCUCACGCCCUUCCCGAUUGCACUGCCAUUUGACCCGGCGACCGCUCCCGUCGGUGCGUACCCUGUGAGCCAGGCGUAUCUGAACCAAGUCCUUGCCAACCCUUCAUGGUACCGCUGCAACAAGACAGAAGGCGUCCCGUACGAGGUCAACGACACGUGGACGCAACCCAUGGGGUGCUUUUGGCCGCUCGAUACGGACGCCGACCCGACAAUCUACACGCGUUUCUGCGUCGAGGCCGGUGAAGUCGGUCGGCAGUGCGGCCUCAAGACGUGGUGCGGCUCCAACUACGACAGCGACGGCCGCCCACGGUUUCUGGACAUUGCGACACGCGAAUGGUCUUACUCGAUCAUGGCCCAGCCAACGUUUACGUCCAACCUCAACUUUGGGUUUACCAACUUUGACAAUCUCGGCAACACGUUCAUGAUCAUCCUCCAAGUGGUCACUGCAUCCGGGUGGAUGGCACUUACGGAAAUGACGCAAUGUGCGGGCAACCCCGCGGUCGCGGCCAUCUACUUCAACGCGCUUCUCUUCUUUGGCAUGUGCUUCCUCUUGCAGCUCAACAUGGCCGUGCUUUGUACCGAGUUUGACAAGGCCAAAGAGAACCAAGAGAAAAUAGCCCGCGCCAACGAGGCCAAGCUCAUUGCCGAGCUGCAUGCCAGCAUCAAGUCGCGUCUCUCGGCUGUGCAGUCCCAAGCGAUCGCAAACAACAAGGCGGGAGAGCCCAACGUGGUCGUGGCGGCCCAUCCGGACCACCAGCAUCUGGGCGACGUCGUUGUCGGCUCGGCAGCGUCGCGCCACAUGGUCAUCCUGCGGGCGGCGGCAAGGAAGCUCGUCCUCAACGACAACUUUCGGCAGUUUGGUCUCGCCAUAACGGUCGGCAACAUCUUUGUCAUGUCGCUCAACCACGCCAACCAAACCGAUGCCUUCAUGUACAACAGCGAAAUCGUCAACUUCGUCUUCCUCCUCUAUUUUGUGUGGGAGUCGAGCGUCAAAAUGCUCGGUAUCGGCUUUGGUCCGUUCUGGCGCGACAAGUUUAAUCGAUUCGACUUGCUCACCGUGCUUUUGGGUGCGAUCGAGUUUGCGACCAACCCGCCGACGUUCAUCGACGGCACGCCGGGGGGGCCUGGUGCGUUCACGUCGUUUCGCGCCCUCCGCGCGCUCAAGAUUGCACGGGCAUGGAAGGGUCUCAACAAACUCUUGACGGCCAUUAUGAAGUCGUUUGGCGAGAUUCUCAACUUUCUCUUCUUCCUCGUCAUUUUUUGCUACAUCUUUGCGCUCCUCGGCAUGGAGAUUUUUGCGACCAAGUAUCAAUUUGACCAAAACAACUUGGCGCUGCCGUUCAACAAUACCAACCCUACGUCGCAACUGCAUCGUAGCAACUAUGACAGCGUGACAUGGGCUGUCUUUACCGUCUUCCAAGUCAUCACAUACGACAACUUUCCGAGCGUCACGUACGACGGCUGGAUCAGCGUCGGGUGGGCCUCGCCCGUGUACCAUGCUUCGAUCAUCGUGCUGGGCGUUUGGGUCGUCAUGAACAUGUUUCUCGCGAUUCUCGUGGGUGCGUGCAUGGACGACGACGAAGGCGAUAGCACCGAAACGAUCCUUGACGACGCCACCGACGACGCGAAAGAGCCGCCAGGGCACGUCGUCCGCAACGUGCGUCGGGCCAAGCGCGCGAUGUUUCAAUUGCUAACGUUCUUUGACGCGACCGUGUACGACCCAAUUGCCGAAGAGAAGCGCGAGCAUGCCAAGUUCCACCUCAACAAGGGCUACAGCCUCUUUGUCUUUGCGCCCGAGAACGUCCUUCGGGCGAGCUGCGUCGGCUUGCUCAAGCGGCGCGAGUGGUCGUGGUUCAUAUCGCUCUCGGUGUUUGUGUCGUGCAUCUUUACCGCCAUUGACACGCCGCUGCUGGACCCGAAUUCGUCGCUCGGACUCUCGAUUGCGGUCUCCAACAACCUCUUUGCGAUCCUCUUCUCGAUCGAGUUGGGCCUCACGGUCAUCGCCAAAGGGCUCUUCUUUGGCAAAGACGCGUACGUCAAGGACGCGUGGCGGCUUCUCGAUGGCUUCAUCGUGACCGUCUCGGUCUUGCCGUAUAUGAUUGGGGGUGGCAACGGCGCGCUCUCGGCGCUGCGCGCGCUGCGGGGGCUUCGCGCCUUGCGCCCGCUUCGCGUCAUCAACAAGCUGCCGCAGCUCAAGAUCGUUGUCAACACGCUCUUCCGGUGCAUUCCCGACAUCAUCAACGCGCUCGUCUUCUUCCUCUUCAUGCUCUUCAUCUUUGGCUUGAUGGGGGUCACCUUUUUCAAGGGCGCCUUCAACUCGUGCUCGAUCAGCCCGUACACGUACACCCAAGGCACAGGCACACCGGCGUUCCCCCCGUGGUUUCCGUCCGGGUACAACGGAGACUUUGUGACCAACAUGACGAGUAUCGACACGAUGACGUACCCGGUCGCGUGGAAGGACAUGACGCUUGCUCAAAGAGCGCCGUAUGCAGCCGUAUGGAACACAACCGACUGCGGGCCGUUUGCCGACAACUACAAGCCCACGUCCAAGCAAAUCUGCCUCUGCUUCGCGUCGACCCAAAAUACGACCUGGAGCCCGGUCGUGCCACAGAAAUUCGACAACAUUUUCUGGGCCGUCGGUGGGUUGUACGAGCUGACGACGAUGGAAGCGUGGUCGCUCGCGGCCAUGGCGGGCGUCGACGCGACGGGCGAAGACAUGCAGCCCAUCAUGAACACGAAUCUGUGGAUGAUCCUCUGGUGGUGGGUCUACAUGAUUGUGUGCGCGUGGUUUGUGACCAACCUCUUCAUUGGCAUCCUCUGCGACAGCUUUUGCCGCGAGUCGUACGGCGCUGUCGUCACCGAAGAGCAAAUCAAGUGGAUCAAACUGCAAAAAAAAGUCCUCGCGCUCGCGCCCCAAGUGUACUACCCGUCGCCCAAAGAGCCGUUCCGAAAACGCUGUUUUGAGAUCGUGCACUAUCGCUACACCGAGUACUUUGUGACUGCGUGCAUCUUUCUCAACAUUCUCACCAUGUGCAUGGACCAAUUUGGCGACAGCAUCGCGUUCCAGAACGGCCUCACGGUGUCCAACUAUGUGUUUACCGGCGUCUUUGCCGUCGAAGCGUUCCUCAAACUCAACGCGUUUGGGUGGGCGUACUUUGACGACACAUGGAAUCGGUUCGACCUCGUCAUCGUCGUCCUCACGGUCGUUAGCAUCCUCCUCCCGUUCUUUACAAAGUCGCUGAGUCUUGGCACGGCGAUCACGGUCGUCCGUGUCUUCCGCGUCGGGCGCGCGCUCCGCCUCAUCAAGCAGGCCAAGACGAUGAAGAACCUCAUCGAUACGCUCAUCGUGUCGCUCCCGGCCGUCAUCAACGUCACGAGCUUGCUCAUGCUCCUCUUCUACAUUUACUCGGCGCUCGGUGUCCAGUUUUUCGCCAAAGUGGCGCUCGACAACCAGCUCAUCCACAAGUACCAGAACUUUCAAAACUUCUUCCGCGCGCUCCAAGCCCUCAUUGGGUACAGCACGGGCGAGAACUGGAACAACUUUACGUGGGAAGUCUACUACACGUCGCCAGCGACCAACCCGAACUGCGUCGACCGGUCGUACAACGCGAGCAUGUGCGGCUUUAACGACACCGAGUUUGACUGCGUCCCGCUCGACGGCUGCGGCACGUGGGGGAUCAUCCCGUACAUGUACUCGAUGUACCUCAUCAUCGGGUACCUUGGCAUGAACCUCUUCUCUGGUAUCGUGAUUGACGCGAUUGGCGACUCGUCCACCGACUCGCCCGUGAACGCCAACACGCUCGCUGAAUUUGCCGAGCGCUGGGCCGACUUUGAUCCGCGCGGGAGCGGCUUGAUCACGGCCGAAGAGCUCGCAGACUUUCUCUACACCGUGUACCCCCCGUUUGGCUUCAAGGCGGUGCCGGGCUUUACACGGCGCCGCGUCGUCAUUGCCAUCGGUCAGCUUGACAUUCCCAUCUAUGACAAAGUCUACGUGCAUUUCAAAGACGUACCCCGGGCCCUCGUGACGCGGGUGCUGGCCGAGGGCGACCCCGCCAAGCACGCCGAGAUCAACAAGCUCAUGGACCAGAUGGGCAUCAACAAGCAAUUUGAAGAGAUUUGGCACCGCCGGCGGGGCAAAAAGCAAAAGGAGCGACUCCUCCAGCGCGAAGUCGGGCCCGUCAAAGAGUACUCGGCGAGCGUCGUUAUCCAGCGCUUCUUGACCAAGAGCAAGCUCCAGCGGCAAUAUGCGCGGUCGGCAACCUCCCGCCGCAUCGUGACGAGCAACUCGCAGCCAGGACUCAACCCGGACGCGUCACCACCCCCGUUGGAAAUGGACCAGAACCCCGAGGGUGCUGCCACCGACGGCCUUGAGCCGAGCCGCAACCGCCGCGAUAUGAACCUCGAGUCGAUGGAGGGCCCGGACGCGGGCGAGACGUCGGGAUCCGCGGCUGCAAGUUUAUAACUGUUUAGAGUGUAGUUGGUAUAAUUUAUGAUGUAUACAUUCCGUAUUCAACCCAUA
Messenger RNA from Saprolegnia diclina VS20, 5186 nucleotides. RefSeq lists its product as hypothetical. Gene Ontology annotation, biological process: monoatomic ion transport; transmembrane transport. The coding region runs from base 24 to 5129 and encodes 1701 amino acids. NCBI's taxonomy places the organism in Eukaryota, Oomycota, Saprolegniomycetes, Saprolegniales, Saprolegniaceae. Gene Ontology annotation, molecular function: calcium ion binding; voltage-gated sodium channel activity. The record is from RefSeq and is a predicted model, not a curated record. Gene Ontology annotation, cellular component: voltage-gated sodium channel complex; plasma membrane. The transcript is spliced from 9 exons.